AUGAGGCCUCUGCGGGCAUUACGACUCUCACUCGCUGGCUUGUUUCUUGCCAACACGGCCAUGUCAGCCGAUGACUGCCAGCCAGAAAGUUGGAAGGCUGCAGCUCUACAUGCUGGCCGCAUCAACUGCCGAGAUGGGGUUACCACCGAGUCAAAAGUCGAUUCAAAUACAUGUGCCCUCUUGGCCAGCAAGAACCGCCUCUCUAUGAAGGCAUUUUUUGACUUGAAUCCUCGACUAGGAGGGGAUUGCCAGUCAAUCUUGCCUGAUACAAUGUAUUGUGUGAAUGGAUUUCCGGAGCCAGUUCGCGCAUACAACGGUCUGUGUGGCCCUGAUAAUGGAAACGCGACUGACGACUGCACGGUGAACUGCUACGAAGGCAACUGCUACUAG
Molecule: messenger RNA, 390 nt
Organism: Fusarium keratoplasticum
Lineage: Eukaryota; Fungi; Ascomycota; Sordariomycetes; Hypocreales; Nectriaceae
Product: LysM domain-containing protein
Exons: 3
Coding region: 1-390 (129 amino acids)
Source: RefSeq, a predicted model, not a curated record